AUGGCGGCGGCGGAGCAGCUCUACCCGCGGAGCUCCAUCGAAGAUGACUUCAACUAUGGCACAAACGUGGCCUCGGCCAGUGUCCACAUCCGCAUGGCUUUUCUACGGAAAGUCUACAGCAUUCUUUCCAUUCAAGUUCUUUUGACCACAGUCACAUCUGCAAUUUUUCUGUACUCUACUGGAGUGCAGGCAUUUGUUCAUGAAAGGCCUGCCUUGCUUUUGAUAUCUGGGUUUGGAUCUUUGGCUAUAAUCGUGGCACUGACCCUCUACAGACACCAGCAUCCUGUUAAUUUAUACCUGCUUUUUGGAUUUACCCUACUGGAAGCACUGACAGUUGCCAUUACAGUCAGUUUCUAUGAUGUGUCCGUCGUCUUGCAAGCCUUUAUUCUUACUACUGCUGUAUUUCUUGGACUGACUGUGUAUACCUUGCAGUCAAAGAGAGACUUCAGCAAAUUUGGAGCAGGCCUCUUUGCUUGUUUGUGGAUUUUAAUCUUCUCGGGUUUCUUGAGGCUGUUUUUCUACAGUGAGACAAUAGAGUUGGUGUUUGCUGCCGCCGGAGCUCUUCUGUUCUGUGGAUUUAUUAUUUAUGAUACUCAUUUGCUGAUGCACAAAUUAUCCCCUGAAGAGUACAUACUGGCUGCAAUCAAUCUCUAUUUGGACAUCAUCAAUCUGUUCUUACACCUGCUGCGUUUACUGGAAGCAUUUAAUAAAAAAUAGUCAAAAGCGGUGUGGUUUGACUAUAGCGCAUAUAAAGUUAAGUACCUAGAUAGUGUUUGGAUGAUCUACAGACUGGGUAGUUCUGUCUUCUAGAGACUGAAUCUUUAUUACUUUUUCAUUCCAUGAAUAUUGAUCCCUCCUUAGGAAAAAAAGGCUUUUUAUAUAGCUAAAGUUCUUCUCUAGAAUAUGUAUUUUAUGUAGUUAACAUGCUGUCAUCAUUUCAGUCACUUUUUUAAUCACUUAAUUUGCACUUGACAUAAUUCACGAUUAAAAUGUUUGCCAACUUCUGAUUGCUCCAGAGUAAGCCUCUCUCCGCUAUUCUGUAGCUGCUGGAAAUGUUUCCUUUGGGAUUGCAAGUGUGUGUACUGCAUAAGGAUAGCCUGAGUUUAUCAUUGUGCAAUGUUUUACUAAGCUAAAAUUUUUUCUAGUUUUUGUUUGGUAAAAUGGAAUGCUGUCUCUAACAGAGAUACUCUUGUUCUUGUUAAGGGCUGUCAGAUUAUUCUGUAAGCUGGGAGGGUAUUAAUUAAAGGGAAUGUUCUUCA
Fulmarus glacialis (Northern fulmar) is the source of this 1259-nucleotide messenger RNA. RefSeq names its product transmembrane BAX inhibitor motif containing 4 (gene TMBIM4). Gene Ontology annotation, biological process: negative regulation of apoptotic process. Bases 1 to 717 code for a protein of 238 amino acids. The record is from RefSeq and is a predicted model, not a curated record. Gene Ontology annotation, cellular component: membrane. The transcript has 7 exons. NCBI's taxonomy places the organism in Eukaryota, Metazoa, Chordata, Aves, Procellariiformes, Procellariidae.